AUGAAGGGUAACAUGGUCAUCUUCCUCGCUCUCAUUGGCAGCAUCAUUGCCGCCGGCAUUACCUGCGCGCCUGGGUACGUGCCUGCCGUGGCCGCUGCCGCUACUUCGUCUUCGGCGACCGCCCGCCGCCCCUGCCCAACCCGAGCCGCCGAAAGCGCGCUCUACAGCAGAGAGACGAGAAGACAGCGCUCGAAGACAGCGUCUCCAUGA
Messenger RNA from Diplodia corticola, 210 nucleotides. RefSeq lists its product as uncharacterized. Lineage: Eukaryota; Fungi; Ascomycota; Dothideomycetes; Botryosphaeriales; Botryosphaeriaceae. The transcript is spliced from 2 exons. Bases 1 to 210 code for a protein of 69 amino acids. The record is from RefSeq and is a predicted model, not a curated record.